This is a messenger RNA of Haliotis rubra (blacklip abalone), 3386 nucleotides long. Its product is annotated as palmitoyltransferase ZDHHC17-like. The record is from RefSeq and is a predicted model, not a curated record. Gene Ontology annotation, cellular component: Golgi membrane. Lineage: Eukaryota; Metazoa; Mollusca; Gastropoda; Lepetellida; Haliotidae. Gene Ontology annotation, biological process: protein palmitoylation. Gene Ontology annotation, molecular function: protein binding; palmitoyltransferase activity.
CAGUGCGUACCUACCGGUAACAAAUGCAAAAUGGCGGAGAAAGAUCCUACUUGUAAUCCUAUACAGCCCUUGCUGGAGAAGACUGAACAUGGAGCAGAUCUUCCCAGUGAUGCUGAAAUUGCAUCCGCUCCUCAGGCUGUGCCUGGUCCAGAGGACUUUAAAAACUUUGACAUCGUCAGGGCAACCCAGUAUGGUGCUUUUGAUCGCGUCAGGGAGCUGAUUGAGGCAGGGUUCGAUGUCAACCAGAUGGAUAAAGAGAAUGUCAGCCUCCUUCACUGGGCCGCUAUAAACAACAGGGCCCAGAUAGUCAAGUAUUUCAUAGCCAAGGGUGCGGUUGUAGACAAGUUUGGCGGAGACCUAAAUUCUACCCCACUACACUGGGCAACAAGACAAGGCCACCUGUCCAUGGUAGUUCAGCUUAUGGCCUAUGGUGCUGAUCCUUCACUCAGAGAUGGAGAAGGGUGUAGCUGCAUCCAUCUUGGCGCCCAGUUUGGUCACACAGCCAUUGUGGCCUACCUUAUUGCUAAGGGUCAAGAUGUGGACAUGGUGGACAGGAACGGCAUGACCGCUCUCAUGUGGGCCUCAUACAGGGUGUUUGGGUAUGAUCCUGUGCGGCUACUGUUGACAUGAGCUUCCGUGAACAAGGCUGACAAAUACCAGGGCAACACUCCCAUACACUGGGCAGCACAGACAGGCAACAACCUUGUCAUGAAGAUGCUGCUCGAUGCAGGAGCUGAUCUCAAUAUUGAAAACGCUAAGGGCCAAACCCCUGUCGAAGUUGCUGUGAGCACCAAGAACAUAGGCCUGGUGAAGAGACUGCGGAGAGUGAGGUAUGAGAAGGGCCUGGAUCGGUCACAUGUCUUCCAGUCUUACACCACAGACAAGACAGUACGGAAGUAUUUUGCAUACAUCUUCCCCUUUGUUGCCCUGUUUGUGAUUGGUUACAUCCCGGAAACGUCCUUGACCUGGGUGGAAAAACUGGGUUUUUACCUCAUCACGUUUGGAGUGUGGAAACUCUCAACAAUAUUCUUCUUCGAUGACAAUGUGACCCAGCUGAUGCCCGUGUCCAUCUACCUGGCCACCAAGUUCUGGAUGUACUACACAUGGUUUACCUACCUCUACCCUUAUGCGGGCGACACAUGGAAGAAUGUUGCUUUUAUUGUCAACACAUUACUGCUGACUUACAACUUCUGGAAAGCAUGGCGGACUGACCCAGGAUACCUCAAGAGUGAAAGGGAAGAAAAGAUCAAGACUAUUCUUGACCUAGCUGAAAGACAGACCUUGACCUUGGCCCAGUUCUGCAGCACAUGCUUGAUACGUCGACCAAUCAGGUCGAAGCAUUGCUCCAUCUGCGAUUGCUGUGUAGCCAAGUUUGAUCAUCACUGUCCCUGGGUUGACAACUGUGUUGGUGCGUUCAACCACAAGUACUUCCUCGGCUUCCUCUUCUUCCUCAUGGCCAUGCUGGGCUGGUGUCUCCAUGGUAUCUUCCUCUUCUGGAGACAUGAGUGCCCAUUUGAUAUCUACGAAGAUGGUAUCACUGGCGUUAUAUACAAGAUCUUCAAGAGGUCUCCAUGGGUGGGCUGGAUUGCCAUCAAUGCUUUUGGUCAUAUAUUCUGGGUCACCUGUCUGUUUGUAUGCCAACUUUAUCAGAUCAUGUGGCUGGGCAUGACAUCAAAUGAACGUCUCAACCAGGGACGAUAUACCCACUUCCAUAAGUAUGCCAAUGAGAGACAUGGUCACGGUCACGGUCACGGUCACAGUCAUGGUCAGGAACAAGGUCAUGGCCACAGUCAUGGCCCCCCAGAAGACCGUCAGCCACCGAAGAUUGUUAGUCCAUUCCACCGUGGCAUUGUCAGGAAUUUGAACGAUGUGCUGGACGUACGAUGCUGUGGGUUACUGCGACCCAGUAGGAUUGACUGGACAAAGAAGUAUGAUGCUGAAGAUGUCACAGACGUGUCGCGUCGCAUGCCACUCCAUGUCCCCCCGAGAAAACUACCAGUUUGUGUGACUGUAUCACUCCAUACCUCCAUCUUCAUUCAUUAUUGUGAUCAGCUGAUUGGGUGAUUGACACUUGUGUGGUAGAUUUCAUACUGUUCGACUGCGAGCUGUGCAUGUAUAUUUAAACACCAGAAUUUCUCACCAUGAUCUGUAUAUAGUGAACAUGAUUUCUGUUGUUUCUGUAACCAUGACAGUGCCAAUUACGAAAAUGUUAACGAUCAAAUGUCAAAUUCCUGGUUGCCUUUUAGAAAUAUCACACAAUCCAACUGUUAAUAUAUAUAUAUAUAUACACACUGAUAAAUUAAAACACAUGUACAUACAUUUCUUUCUUCAAAGUUAUUUCCCCACAUUUUCAGCAAGUUGUAUAUAUGGGUACCAGGGAGUCAGAACACAUGCAUAAAUUUGCAUAUUAAUUAUCUGAUGACAAAUAUAUAAGAAGCUGUAUAUAAGCCCAGGAAAUUUAUAAGCAUUCUUUUUAUUAAUUGUUAUGCAUCGUUUUAUACAAAAUUAGAAUAAAGUUAAUGUUUUUAGUUAUUAUUUCCCUCUGAAUUGCAUAGCAAAUUUUAUUAUUGAGAUAGAAAUAUUAAAACUGCUACUUGUAGUCCUAGGUCAUGUAGAAACGAAAUAACCAUUGAUUUUCUUUACUAUUUUUGGAAUUGUCUCCAUCUAGUACUACAGGGAUGAUGCUGGGGUCAUUCUUGUGAGUCGUCCAAACCUGCGGCCCCCAAGACCCUUGGCUCAUUCUUGACCCAUUCUCAUCCCUGGUACUAUUCAUGUUCCACACAUCGGACCACACAUCCCAGGACCAUUUCAGUGUCAAACACUAAUUUCAACAGUCAGAGUUGGUGGUGGUGUGAAAUGGGGUUUAACAUCUUGUUCAGGAUAAGUCCCCUUUCAUAGAAUCGUGCACACGUGUAUGGCUGCUUGUAUUAGUCCAGACAGCCGUGUUUAAAUAUGAAUGCCCCAUUAAGACAGAGUUUACUGACUCAAAGCUGACCAGCCUUGUUUUCUCCACUUCAUGCUGAAGGUCAGACAGGAACACAUCAGCAACCCAUGCUUGUCAGAGGUGACUAACAGGAAUCGGUGGUCAGGCUUGCUGACUUGGUUGACAAACGUCUUUGUAUCCCAAUUACGUAUGUUGAUGCUCAUGCUUUUGAUCACUGGAUUGUCCGGUCCAGACUCCAUUAUUUACAGAUCGCCGUCAUACAGCUGGAAUAUUGCUGAGUGCAACGUUAAACAACAAACCAAUUAAAACAUCGCGUAUCAAGGGCACUGUGGUAUGAUGCGACCAAUUGAUCAAACUACGGCCCUACUGCUCUCAAUGGAAAUGGUUGAUUUUGAUGAGAAGAAGCUUCCAGAUUACUUUGGAAGUGCAGUGUGAAAUGGCU